UCACUCGAUGUUCAGGAACGACUAGUGAGGAGGAACUCGCGCUAGUUCUGCGAGUCCGCACCAAGUUUGUGACCUGGAAUAAACGAGACACUUCUAAAAAAGCGCAGCGUCGAGAGGAGCCUUAAACCGUCUUGAGAGAGGGGAAGAGCAGAUUUAAAGACGUAUAUUCCCCAAAGACAGCGCCAUGAGUCGCAGCAUUGUGCGCCAGAGUAAAUUCCGGCAUGUUUUUGGGCAAGCGGUGAAAACGGAUCAAACUUAUGAUGAUAUCCGGGUUUCCAAAGUGACAUGGGACAGUUCCUUCUGUGCAGUUAACCCAAAGUUUCUGGCAGUUAUAGUGGAGUCCAGUGGAGGCGGGGCCUUUCUGGUUCUGCUGCUCUCAAAGGUGGGUCGAGUGGACAAAAACUAUCCUCUAGUGAUUGGACACUCAGGGCCUGUUCUGGACAUUGACUGGUGUCCUCACAAUGACAAUAUCCUGGCCAGCUGCUCUGAAGACACCACUGCCAUGGUAUGGCAGAUCCCUGACCACACUCCCUCUCGUCCCAUCAGCGAGCCCAUUGUGGUGCUGGAGGGUCACUCUAAACGCGUGGGCAUCAUCAAAUGGCACCCCACUGCCCGCAACAUACUCCUCACUGCAGGCAGUGAUAAUCUGAUCAUCAUCUGGAAUGUGGGCACUGGAGAACCCUUGAUUACAAUGGAUGACCAUCCUGAUCUCAUCUAUAACGUCAGCUGGAACUACAACGGUAGCCUGUUCUGCACAACCUGCAAGGACCGUCGCCUCCGAGUGUGCGAUCCCCGGAAAAACGAGGUGGUGGCGGAAAGACUGUCCCCACAUGAGGGUAUCCGGCCAAUGAGAGCCAUUUUUACCAAAGAGGGCAACAUUUUCACCACAGGUUUCACCAGGAUGAGCCAGAGAGAGCUUGGCCUGUGGGAUCCGACUAAUUUUGAAGAGCCCAUAGCACUACUGGAGCUGGACACAAGUAAUGGAGUUUUAUUGCCUUUUUAUGAUCCAGACACUAACAUCGUGUAUCUCAGUGGCAAGGGUGACAGCAGUGUUCGGUAUUUUGAGAUCACAGAGGAGCCUCCCUAUGUGCAUUACAUCAGCACAUUCAGUAGCAAGGAGCCACAGAGAGGAAUGGGCUUCAUGCCCAAGAGAGGAGUGGACGUCAGCAAGUGUGAGAUUGCCAGAUUAUAUAAACUCCAUGAAAGAAAGUGUGAGCCUAUUAUGAUGACAGUACCCAGAAAGUCGGACCUGUUCCAGGAUGAUCUGUACCCAGACACAGCAGGCCCAGAGCCGGCUCUGGAACCUGAAGAAUGGAUGGACAGACGAGACGCAGACCCCCUAUUAGUGUCCAUGAGGGAUGGCUAUGUUCCUCCAAAGAGUAGAGAGCUAAAGGUGGCCAAGAAGAAUGUUCUAGACACCAGACCUGCAACACGUAGAAGCAUGUCUGCCGUAGAUGGAAGUAGUUUGCCCCCUCAGUUGUUGGAGAAGCUUGUUGAGGAGAUCCAAAAUCUGAAGGCCACAGUUCUUUCUCAGGAGAAACGAAUCUGUGACUUGGAGAAUAAGCUCUCUAAAUACACUAAUGGCACAGUCUGAAUAAAGCUAACUCAUCCUGUGCACACUGCCCAAUUCACUGCUAACCCCUCACAACUAAAGUAUGAGCACAGAUAGGCCAAGCCACCUCAACUCACCCCAGCUUUUAUCAACACCGUAACUGCAGUUCAACUGGCUCGCCACUUGACUUGACACAGGCUUUUUCUAAAUGUGAAUAAAUCACCUAUACAGUAGUUACAUUUCGAAUCAUUAGGAGAUUUAAUUUGGCAAAGGCACUUGUAAUGCUCAUCCUGAUGCUUUGUCGAAAAAUUUUUAAUAUUGUGUAGUAGUACACAAUAUUAGCUAUAUUCCUUAAAUGCUUCAGGAAUCAUAUCAGGAAGAAUUUAUGUCAGCUAUGCAAAAGGUAGGCAAAACCACCUUCAUUUUAGGAUUUACAAAUCCUUUAAUGUACUUACUGCUUUUUACCAUUCAAUGCUGACAAAGAAUGAGAGAAGAAAUGUAGCUGCAGCUUUCUGUAGUGGUUAACAGUCACAGUGUCUUUGGUAGUCUCUGUGUGAACAUACCUCAUUGUAAAGACCAGGACUUGGGAUCAGAUGGUAGCAUAUGUAGCUCUUAUUUGGUCAGCUCUGGACAAGCAAUAUCUAUGGCAUGACUAUAAUAUGUCAGGACAGUAGCGAGCUCAGUAAUGCUGCCAAUACACUACACGAUUUUGAAAUAAUCAGAGUGCUGUUCUUUUCACACUACGCUAACUUUUUUGGGUAUCAUGAAGUUGCUGUGCUUUGCACAUAACACAACGAAUCGGUGACUGUGGGCCACACAUCAAACAAUUUCACUAGGAAGAAUCCCCAUUUCUCAUUUACAAAAUGCAUUUGCGAGAAGUGAUGCAGGAUCUCACAUAAUAUCAUGCAUGAACGGAAUUCUGGCGUGGAACUGGUAUUCCUUCAAAUCAAAAUGGUUAUCCACAAGAAGCUUGAAAUCUACAAAAACAGAAAAAAGAUGAAUAUGGAGAAGAGAUUGUUUGAGAAGCUGACUUCUCAAUAUUUCCCUUGCGCUAUAUCUUGUUCUCCUCUCAUUAGCUGAAGGUCAUCGCUAAUGUCAUUUCCAGUCAAAACACAUUUCGCACUGCAAGAUUUCACAGUGGCAGACAGGCCCAGAUAUUUAGCCUGCUAAUUAAUUCUCGGGCAUCAGUGCUUUUCUCAAAUUGUGUCUUUCUCCACUAUAUGACCUCACACUAUACGAUAGUCACUCAUGUGAACGAGCAUCGAUUUGCCUCAGAUUUAAGACUGACCUCCAGAAAAAUCUUCUUGUUGGUGAUCUCCAUAAAAAUAGGGCCUAAAAUCGUGUAGGCUUGAGAGUUCUGCACAUCACUUAUUGCCAUUUUAUCGUAGUGGAAUAGUUCAGCCAAAAAUUAUGUACUCUUGUUAUACUGACCCUCAUAUUGUUCCAAACUAUUUAGUUAAUUUUUUGGUAAAAUAUAAAAGUUGUUACUAAAUGUCCAAGUUGCUCUUUUCCAUACAAUGAAUGUGAUUGAUUACUUGGGCUGUGGAGCUCCAAAAAUGACAAAAAAAGCACCAAAAAGUAACAUAAAAGUGGUCUGUGUGACUCAUGCGCUAUAUUCCAAAUGUUCUGAAGACUUACGAUAACUUUUUGUGGGGAACAAACAUGGCAUCACAAGAUGCAUCAUGCCAUCAGCGACAUGGACGAUACUGGUUCUUGCACAACAGAUUUCACAUAUUUAAACAUCUUUAAAUCAAAACAAGCACAUAUUAUAUUUGAGAUCUACAGCAGGAAUUAAAAAUAACUACUUUUGGUCUGUUCUUCAUAGAAAACUAUGUAUAGACCACAUAGCUUCAGAAGACUUGGCAUAUAGUGUGUGUGUGUGUUGUGUGUGUAUUAGUAUUAUACUU
This is a messenger RNA of Sinocyclocheilus rhinocerous, 3459 nucleotides long. RefSeq names its product coronin-6-like. NCBI's taxonomy places the organism in Eukaryota, Metazoa, Chordata, Actinopteri, Cypriniformes, Cyprinidae. The transcript has 11 exons. Gene Ontology annotation, molecular function: actin filament binding. Gene Ontology annotation, biological process: actin filament organization; cell migration. The record is from RefSeq and is a predicted model, not a curated record. Bases 185 to 1594 code for a protein of 469 amino acids.